This is a messenger RNA of Sus scrofa (pig), 7367 nucleotides long. The record is from RefSeq and is a predicted model, not a curated record. NCBI's taxonomy places the organism in Eukaryota, Metazoa, Chordata, Mammalia, Artiodactyla, Suidae.
AGGCUUACGGUAGUGAUGGCGGCGCUCAGUGAGACUUUCCUGUCACUGGAUACUACUACUCCCAGCCCUCCUCUGAGCCGCCGGAGCAACCCACUGGUCUUUAAUUUACAAGUAUCAAUUUGACUUGCUCUACUGCAUGUCAGGUGGGACCGUGGAAAGUGUGGAGACGCCCCGGAGAUUAAGCAAUCGCAGCUUAAAAAGAAAAAAAGCCAAACAAAUAAACAAAACCCACCCACCCUAACAAACAUGAGGCUGCUGGAGAGAAUAAGGAAAGAAUGGUUCAUGAUUGGAAUAGUAUUGGCCAUCGCCGGAGCAAAGCUGGAGCCGUCCAUAGGGGUGAAUGGGGGACCACUGAAGCCAGAAAUAACUGUCUCCUACAUUGCUGUUGCAACAAUAUUCUUUAACAGUGGACUAUCGUUAAAUACAGAGGAGCUGACCAGUGCUUUGGUGCAUAUAAAACUGCAUCUUUUUAUUCAGAUCUUUACACUUGCAUUCUUCCCAGCAGCAAUAUGGCUUUUUCUUCAGCUUUUGUCAAUCACACCCAUCAAUGAAUGGCUUUUAAAAGGUUUGCAGACAGUAGGUUGCAUGCCUCCCCCUGUGUCUUCUGCAGUGAUUUUAACCAAGGCAGUUGGUGGAAAUGAGGACCCUCCUUGCCUGGUGUCAUUUCUUGAGCCCUCCUGGGAGGAGAUUAGUCUAAAACAACAAAGUAGCCAGAUGUCUGGUUCUGAGAGCGUCCCAGAGGCCAGGCUACGGUAGGCAACAGAAACCGCGUGGGGCUGAAGAUCAAAGAUACCUGAGAAUUACUUAUGGGCACAUAGUAUGUGUCAUUCCCAUUAUUAACAGUCUGAGAAAAUUUGUUUCUCUAAUUAACCCUUUUGUUGGAGUAACCUUAAAUUUUAGUGAGUGUAUUUCUUUUUUGAUAUGUUUUCUUCUGCGUAGUUUUGAGAAGUGUACGUAUCAAAAAAGAGAAAUGGAAAGGAACUCAUGUGCUUGAUUGAAAUCUCUAAGCCGUUAUUCUUAUCCAAAGUAGAUAUACUAUCCAGUGUGUAAUCAUUCAUCAUGGAAUAAAUGGACGUUUUGCUUCUAAGCUAAAAUGACAAAUUAAUAGUCUGGAACUACAUGGUUUAUAUGUACAAAUAGCUGCUCCUACCCUUACUCUUAAAGGACUAUUAUUUCAACUUUUAACCGUAUUGGAGAUUUUUAGAUCACAGCUUCCUGGUCUUAAAAUGAAUUCAGAAUAAAUCCCAGGGGUGGGAAAUCUGUACCUUAUUAAUAGUUGACCUCUUUCUUUUCACAUUGGUAUUAUAAUGCAAUGCUAAUUAAAAACUCUUGCCAUCCUUUACCUGUUUGCUUUAUAGGUACCACUUUACAUUGUGCAGACAUACACAAAUUUGGACAAUAUGAAUACAUUUGCUAUUUUGAAUUAGUCCUAACCCCUAAGUCUCUAAAAGCUUUUAGCUGAAUCUAUUCUAAAGCAUGAGUAGAAAAUCUAAUGGUAACUUGUGAUGUCUUAGCCUCUAGAUAAGAGUAUCAACAGAGAGAACAAAAGAUUUUGGUUGGCCUUGCCACUUGUUUUUGUUUCUGUUCAGUAUCAUCAUGUAGCAACAAAAUCCUGUAAAUGCCUCAUCCUUGCUUUCCUUGAGAUAUAAUCAUAAACCAUUGUUAUCAAGAGCAUGAUUAGCCAGCUUUAGUGCUGUUAAGUGCUACAACACAUUCUUUAACGCCUGGUAAUAUAAACUUGGCAUAAAAGCUGUAAAAAUGUCCUUACACCUAAUUGGAGAUAUGUGUUUGCAACAGAGUGCAGAGAUUUCAUCUCCUUUGUGCCGUGGUCAGGCCUUCUUUUAACUCCUGAAGGAAAAUGAAGCUCCUAGGAGCUCUUUAUAAGGAUUAAUUGAUUUAUCUCUUUGUUUCUAGAUGUUAAGUAUGGAAGCAAGAAUAAAAUGGGUUUCUUGUACAAAGAACUGGUGAGGCAACUGUCUUUUUUUUUGUUUUCAGAGCAGAAUUUGUUGUUACUUCUGACGAAAGUGAUCUAUGUCACUUUUUGCACCCAUGUUUCUCUUCAGGCUACCAUUGUGAACAACACCAUGUGCUGUCACCAGAGUCUGGUUAUUUGUUUCCCUCUUCAAAAAAUUUUCCUGGAGUUCCCAUCAUGGCGCAGUGGAAAAAAUUCCGACUAGGAACCAUGAGGUUGCAGGUUCGAUCCCUGGCCUCACUCAGCAGGUUAAGGAUCCGGCGUUGCUGUGAGCUGUGGUGUAGGUCGCAGACGCGGCUCGGAUCCUGCGUUGCUGUGCCUCUGGCGUAGGCCAGCGGCUACAGCUCCGAUUUGACCCCUAGCCUGGGAACCUCCAUAUGCCGUGGGUGAGGCCCUAAAAUGACCAAAAAAAAGAAAAAAAAUUUUUCCUUUUAUUUAUUUGCAUUUAUCUUAUGCUGAAUUUAUUUCUAGGCUUUAAGUUUUGAAGUUUCUUCUGGGAUACCUUUUUCUCCUGUGCACCCUCUUCUGGUAUAGGAACAAUUUGCUGUUUCUCAGUGUGGUGGGGAGAACUUGUAGACAGGUAGAUCUGACCCUGAGCUCUAAAGUCCCAUGCCGCAUCCUGGGGGCUGAGUUCACCUGGAUGACUGUCUGCUUUUUUAAGCACAUGCAGUAAAAAUUCAGCACAGUUUUUGGGCCACCGACCCUCUGUCCAGCCCUACCCUAUGGCCUGGGCAUACCUAUAAACUCCACCAUCGUGAUGAUGGAAUAGCACACGUUGCUUCUGUAAAGUCACAUCCUUCAUGUACCUGGUGGCUUUUUGGAUAUACAUACCCUUAAUGGCCUAGGCAGUUUCAUGAGUGUUCUGAAAGUGAACGCAAAGAUUUGAACUCUUGAUUUGCAUGACCUUGUAGGGUUUUCUGGGUCAAGUGAAUAGUGAACUAUUUUUAGAGGUCACCUCAGGCCCCUUACAAGAAGAGGAAGCUCUGUUUUCCUAUUUUGAAUACAAAUGAAGUCAGUUAUGACCCCUGUAUCAUAAAGAUUUCUCAGGCCCAGUUAAUGGCUUCCUUUUGGCAAGUAGUAUUCAGAGUAAUAAAACACCUCCCAGUACCACGAUAUUAGUUAACCCCUUGGAUUGGCUGUAUACCAAGAUUUGAUCUGAGGAACUAUCAUAGUUCCAGAACUGAGGUCCAGUGGUAGUAGCAUUCCACCCUUUGUAGUUCAGGGGGCUGUUCUUGUUUCCCUCCUUCAGGGGACUCCCCAAGUGCCUUCCCUCUCCCCUCACCCCCAAGACACACACACUUAUUUACAUACACACACAUAUUUAGAAUAGAGAUUUGCUAAGGAGAAGCCCAAAAAGUAACUCCUCUUUUUAUCUUUCAGAAGUUGCUAGUGUUGCUGGCCAUGAACCUGUUAAUAAUAUCUUCACCUGGGGUUGCUUUGUUGACUAUUGGCGCUCUCUCUGCCCAACCCCCCUCCCCCAUACCUUAUGAACCAUUACUGUCUCCUCCUUGUGGGGCAUUUUCUCCACAACACUGUGUACAAAGAUGUGUUUAAAUAGUUUUUAAAAAGUUAGGUAUUAUCAAAUUUAGGGAGUUGAAGAGUGUUGGUUUUCUAGUUGCUGCUUUUUAUUUAUCUACUUAUCUUCCUUAUUCAUAGAUUUCUUUUUAUAUUACCUCCUCCUGUCAUAUUUUAUUUCUCUCUUUCUUUAUCUUUUAAUUCUUAACUUCAGUCCACAGCUUUCUAGGACGGGUUCUGAUUUGAAAUAAGAACUAAGUUGUAAGAGCAGGCGAUUAAGACCGCUUAUACAAAUUCUUUUAAUAACUUAAUGUGUAAUGAUUUAGUACCUGAGAGGGUAUUGAGGGAGUAAUCUAUAAACUUUUCAUGAUGGAAUUGUGUGCUAAAUAAAAAUGCUUGUGAUAUAAAUCAAGUUGGCUUUGUUAGAAUGGGAUGACUCGAUAUGCAUUUAAAUUUCUCUUAAUUUUAAAAGCUUUGAGGUUAAGUAUAUCAUCUUGAACAUUUUUAUCUAUAAUGGGCUGAAAGAUUUUAGGAGCUACUUAUUUAUUUACUUUUUACUUGUUUGCUAAAUUUCUUUAAUUUUAAUUUAAAGUUAUAUUUAUCCUGAGGUUUGGAGUAAUAGCCUUGGAACAUGUGUUCCUGUUUAAAAUGGUGGUCUUUGACUCUAAGUUGCCUGAGACCCUGAGGUUGCAAAGUGAUGGGAUUAGAUAUUAACAGAUGGGAGGGACCUUUCCCCAGGGGCAAAUGUAGGGGAGCAUGCUGCUGGAGAGGGCAGUCCUGGAAGAAAGUUACAUUUAGAAUACAAAAUGAUUCAGUUCCUGAAUCCCUGUGACUUCUAACUCUACUACUAAAAUUAAAAAAAAAAAAUUUUUUUUUUGGAGUUGUAGAAAAUUAAGUAUUGUCAUUGAUUGUAUCCAGUCUGAGUAAUUGACUGAAACAUGUUUCAAGUGGAGCAUUUUUUUCUCUUCAAGAUUUACAUGAUUCAAUGGCAGUGAAACUACAGCCAUAGAUAAUCAGAUACCCAAGAAUAAUGUUUGGGAAGCUGGGUUUCCUGAAGAUAUGAGGCUUAGUUAUUUUAGCCUGGGGGUUUUGCCUGGGGAAAAAUGUAUGUGCCUCAACAGCUGAAGGGCUAUUCAGGUAGAAACAAAGUAAAAUGGCAUCUAUUUUAACGUGUAAUUUCGAUAUUUCAUACUUAAUUUUAUCCUUGGCAGAAAUGUCAAAAUAUACUAGCUGCAAAACAUCUCUGAAGCCACAUCUACACUACCAAAUUGAACUGGGUAGAUGAAAUCCUUUGGAAUCAAGUAGUUUUCCAUGGGGAGAAGGUCCUUUCUAGGUAAUUCUCUGGAGGGAAGGGACUACUCUGUAGUAGAAUCAAACUGAAGAUGUGUAUUUUAGAUAUAGGAAUAGACGGCCUAAAAGAAUGACUGUGGGGAAGGGAAGAGUCAGAUUUUAAAAUUUGGUGUAUCAUAUUUAAACAUAAAUAUGGUUUCUUUUCAUUAUUUUCUACUUCUACUUAUUCCCACUUAAAUUUGAAAUAGCACUUUCCCUCAUUUCUGUUUAGUUUUUGGUUUUUUUAAAAAUUUAAACCUCAUCCCAAGUUGAGUUGCUCAUGCUGGAAAUGAUACUACAGUUCUAUCCCUUAGUUCCUUCUCUGACAUUCUUUAGAGGCUGGAUUCUUCUAGCUGCUUAAGUUGACAUUUAAAUUAAAAUCGAGUUCUUACUGAUGGAAUAGCUGGAUUUCUUUAAGUGCUUUUGUUUAUACUAGAGUAGAAACAUACCCGUUGAAGGAAUUAAGAUGGUAAAGUCUAGGCUGCCAUUUAUUCUGACACCGCAUGGCUCUUGUUUAUUGUUUUUUAAUCAAAAAUCAAGUUUGUGUAUUUAACGACUUGGAAGAUGCAUGACAUUUUGUCACAAUAUAAGUAAGAAUUUAUGAAGAAUAAAGACCCUGUGGAAUCACCACAAGAUCAAGAAGGGGAUAUGUAUAAUUUUGCUGUUUAACACAUAUAUAAGCAUUAAUAUUUAUUAUUGAGUUUAGAAUUUUGUAUUUACACUCCCAUCAACGUGUAAUGUAUUAUAGUAUUUUGUUUGGAGACCAUUAAAGAGCUCACAAUUUAUUCACAGAAGUAGAAAAAUAAAUGUAAGAGGUUUUUUUUUUUUUAUUCGAAUUAUCCCUAGGUUGUUUGGUAAAGAACAAACAGGUUUGUUCAUGAUGAGGGCCUUUACCUUAUAUAAAACCCUGUCUGGUAUGUGUGGAAAUCAUUCAAAGAACUGACAAGUUAUUGCAUGGUCACCAUCAUCUGUUAAUGUACAAACUGUUAAUGCUAAGCUAACAGAGGUAACCUUGACAGUGAAAAUCUGUGGCAUUUGCAGAUGUGGCCCUUGAUACUUAAUUUUUACUUAAUUAUUAGAAUGCACAUAAAGCACAUCAGGUUGGUUGGCUUAAACAAUAGUAUUAGUUCCCUGUCAUUUAAAAUUCAUAGAAAUGUUAGAUAAAUGCACUUUCGUUUGACUGGAGGAUUCAUUUUUUAUUAAAAUAGCCACAAAAAAACUCCAAAUAUAACAUUUAUAGAAACUCAUAUUUUUUUCUUUUUUGUUUUAGAAAUACUAAAAAAGAUCAGUAGAAAAUGUUUCUCUAGCUAAACUGGUAGCUUCGUGAUCUUUUAAAUAGCAUUGUUUGGAAUGCUUCUGAGAGUACUUUUUCCCAUAUUAAAUUAAAUAUCAAAUUAUGCACCUUCCUUACAACCUUUUUAAAGGGAAAUUUUAUCAAAGAAUGAGGCUACUAAUUCCUUCAAGUAAAUUCCAAUGUCAAACAUAGGUCUAUACUGAUUUAAAGCUGAUCUUGUGUAAUGGAUAAAUAUUUUUUAGUGGAAUAUACCCCCUGGCUUUUCCUUAUUUCGUUAGAUAUUGUGGCUUGAAAAGAAAAGCACACAUAGAGUAAAUCAAAGACUCCGGAAACUGAGCUCUAUUAAAAUAAAACCUGCAUUUCAUACACGUGAACAGUGAAAAGCAAAUGGGCCAACAUUUUUUUUUUCCACAAAGAAUCUUCCAUAAUAAUUUGAGAUUAAAACAAUUUUUGGUCCUAUCUUUUGUGAUUUUCUACUUGAGCCAAUUGUGAAGAUCUACACACUCUCCAGGUGAGGGGAUCAUUGUGCACAAAGGCUGAUGCUUUGUGGGAACCUCAGAAUAUGCUUGGAUUCGAAUUAAGAAAAACUACAUUUCGCAAAGGCAGGGAUGUAGGAUUCCCCCCCCACCUCUGUCCCCUUGAGGAAAUUUUGAUGGCAGCCUUUCAAGUCUCCCCAUACCUCUCCUCCUCUGUAUCAGUGAUAAAAGAAUCUUUAGACAACUGGUGACCAAGCAGUUAGCUUUACCAAUCUGGGCUCUUGUGUUUGAAAUUUGGUUCUCAGUCUCAUUCCUGCCUACUGCAGCGAUAUGGCCUUUGGACGACUAGACUUUGAAAAGUUAAAAGGCAAUAAGUCAAUCCCCUGGAAACGAUGCAGAAACGUAGAUUCAAAUCGUAAAUAAGGAAAUGCAUUGAGUACAUUAAAUAGACAUAGAAAAAUGGAUUUCUGUCUUUUGUAGUAAGGUAAUUGGGCACCACUGCUUGGCAGGAGCUGGUGCUAUUGAGCCGGCUGUAGCUGCCACAGGUUGAUAGGCAGGUGAUCAGGCAGCUUCCACCAGGGUCUGCACAGGAGGCCUACCUAAUAUGCUGUCUGCCCUAAGGGCCUAUGGGAACACAGUUGGAUUAUUAUGUUAAUGCAUGAGCCUGCUGCCCUCUUCCUAUCCCAGCUGGGUUCCCUGUUGUUAGGAACUGCUUUGCACUGACAGUGGAGUAAUAUGCUUCAUGAUUGAAAGGGCAAAGGGGCUUGGAAUGAAAAAAAAA